Messenger RNA from Guillardia theta CCMP2712, 408 nucleotides. RefSeq lists its product as hypothetical. The transcript has 4 exons. Lineage: Eukaryota; Cryptophyceae; Pyrenomonadales; Geminigeraceae. Gene Ontology annotation, molecular function: protein kinase activity; ATP binding. Gene Ontology annotation, biological process: protein phosphorylation. The annotation marks the transcript as partial. The record is from RefSeq and is a predicted model, not a curated record.
CAGGUGGAGCAUCCCAACUGCAUGCGACUCUUCACCGUCUACGACGAGCCGACGAGAGCCUGUCUGAUCCUGGAGCUGGUGCGAGGAAGCAACAUGAUCGACAGGAUGGAUAAGAUGGGGCUGCCUUACAGCGAGCAGGAAGCGGCGAAGGUGCUGGAGGGCAUCCUAUCGGCCAUGCGCUGUCUUCAUAGCAUGCACAUCACUCACAGAGACCUCAAGCCUGAGAACCUCAUGUACGCGUCUGACGUGGAGGUAUCGAGCCUGUUUGUCUGCGACCUCGGGCUUGCUCAGAUCCUCCGCAGCGGGUCCGAUGUGAUGCACACCGUGUGCGGCACUCCAGGGUUUAUGGCGCCAGAGAUAUGGAGGAGGCAACCCUAUGACAACAAAGCCGACAUGUGGUCUAUCGGU